CUCCUCCAAACGUUUCAUAUCUGAAGUCAUAACAAAUCCAGCAGUUCCAAGCACAGGCAACAUCUGUGUUCGAGGGUAGAUAGAGACCUAAGCAGCUCGUAAGACAAGGAACACAAAAGGUGUCGAUGAGAUUGACAACAGAGACAGAGACAGCAGAUACAUUCAUCGGAAAAUUGCCAGAAGUGAAUUCAUCCUGCCUGCACCAGGGAGUGAGGGGCAUAGAGUGAGAGGGGGGCGGAUGCACACUCUCUACUCUCUUGCCCUGGAUUUCUGUUGCCCCCUCCGCCAACUUCGUCAGUCUUCCCCACCACCACAGCCUCUCAUUUCACCAUCUGUUCCCGCAUCAGGAGCAAGUACCCCGUGGUGUGUCUGUGGCAUGGAGAAAGAGAGGGAGGAUGAAGAGACGGAGGGGAGGGAGAGACCAGAGCCUCUGACGGAUGUGGAGCGGGGCAUCAUUAAGGACACCUGGGCACGUGUUUAUGCAAGUUGUGAGGAUGUAGGCGUCACUAUACUAAUCAGAUUCUUUGUUAACUUCCCCUCAGCAAAGCAGUAUUUCAGUCAGUUCCAGGAUAUGGAGGAUCCGGAGGAGAUGGAGAAAAGCUCUCAGCUGAGAAAACAUGCCCGACGUGUCAUGAACGCCAUUAACACAGUUGUGGAGAACCUACAUGACCCAGAGAAAGUAUCAUCUGUGCUGGUACUGGUGGGAAAAGCACAUGCCUUUAAAUACAAAGUGGAACCAAUAUACUUCAAAAUCUUAAGUGGGGUUAUUCUGGAGAUACUUGCAGAGGAGUUUGGAGAGUGCUUUACACCAGAGGUACAGACUUCCUGGUCCAAACUGAUGGCAGCAUUGUACUGGCAUAUCACAGGGGCCUAUACUGAAGUGGGGUGGGUCAAACUAUCCAGCUCAGCAGUCUGAGAAGGCCUGGCACAUUCACAAUCAACACACAUAAGAUAACACUGGCUGUGAUCAAUAAGUUUGGCUAGCUAAACAAUUGAUGUAAUAUGAAAAGGUAAAAGAAAAUAAUUCUGAAAGAAGUGAGACUGAAAUCUGUUCAUCAUUAAAUGUGUCAUUCUCUUGUACCUUGUUUUAUACAUAAUAACUCAGUAUAUAGUAUAUACUGACUUUUCAGAUGUUGUCUAUGCCACGUAUAAUGUGCUAUUGUGAAUUUUAAGGUUAGUAUUGUGUACUUACUUAAUCUCAACUCUAUAGCCUUCAAGUAAAAUAAUGGGAAGUUGGGAUCAUUUGAAUACAAAUAAAAUGUUACAGAUUAAUUCACUAACAUAAAUAACAAACAAAAGCAAACGGUGACAUCUCAAAUAAAUCAAUAAUGCAUCUAUGAAUAUAUAGGAGACAGUAAAGAUGAAUUCAUUGUUUAUCUGGGUAUUUAUGCAGGUUAAGUUAGCUCAUCUCGCCUGUCAGCUUCUGGGUCCUCAGGUAGUUUACUGGUUCUUGUCACAUCACAUACCCAUAAACUAAAAUUAUGCAGGCUGUCCUAAUCCAAUAACAGAACAAAUUAGUUCAAUAUCGGCAUUAUGAUUGGCCAGAUUACCAGCGAAGGGUCAAUUUUUCAACCACAAAGUUAUUAAAGAUUGUUUUUAACACACACACAUAAAAACAACACCCCUUUUCACCAUGAUAUGCUAAAUUAGUUUGGAAAGACACGCAAAGUUCUGAAAGAAUGAUUUAUAGAUUUAUCUAACCAAACAUUAACUGGAUAGGAAAAAUGGUAAGGGACUGUACCCACUAAAAGUGAUUCAUCAAUCCUGCAUAUUGAUUAGUUAUGCUGUGUGCACAAACAAUUUUAGUCAUCCAAACUCUCAGCAAGGCUUAUGUGCUUAAAACACUUUUUUUUAAAGUCAUACUGUACCAGGAGGUGGGCCAGUUUUGCUAUAGAAAUACUUUAUAUUAGCAGAAAGAUAAAAACUUAGGUAUUUGUUUAAGUAUCAAAGCAUAGUUUCAUUUGAAAUUAUAUUAUUAUAAAAUAAUUAUACGAUUACCUGAUAACACCUGUAAAUCCAGGCAAACAAUGUUAAACUGGUCCCUUAAUUUAUCCCAUAGAUGUGUGUUUGUAUAAAUUGCCUUAGCAGAUGAAUCACAUAUUUCAGUAUUAAUCACCUAACAUUGAUGUUCUGUGGUAAAUGUUAUAUUUUUGUAAUUAUUACUGAUUUUGUACCAAGUAUGGUAUCUCAUGUAUCGAUACUGACUGUAUGAUUUGUUUUCUUUUUGGUCAUAAUAUUACAUUUGAAGGGGUUAUACAACAUUAAUACAAAAUAAAAUGAAAUGUUACUGUGAUUAUAAUAAAUAUUCUCUACAAGCAUGUGUUGCAA
Danio rerio (zebrafish) is the source of this 2328-nucleotide messenger RNA. The record is from RefSeq and is a predicted model, not a curated record. Lineage: Eukaryota; Metazoa; Chordata; Actinopteri; Cypriniformes; Danionidae.